GUAUGUCAUUUGAAGUUUCACUUCUCCGUUUUCAGUUCGUAACGGGAAGCUGCGACUUCUGCCAGGAGCCGAUCUUCAAAUGAACAACAACUAUCGGCAAAUUCAGUCUCUUUGCAGUUAUUAUCACGUCGCUGACGCAAAAUGCUUCCAAACGUGCUAAUAUUGCUCGCGCUCAUCUUUUGCGCCUGUGGACAAAAUCCUGCAAUACGAGUCGUCGUGACCGACAAAGGACUUCAGUAUGGAAGGCACGCGGUCGCAGGAUGGAUUCAAGACAAGUUGGAACUUGUCACGUUGCCCGACAUGAGUGGUGAAAUGCGCGUCGGCUUCCUGGCCCGCAUCGGCUACACGCUUACAGGCAUCACCAUAAGAAAGUGCGACUUUCCGGAACCGUCCGUCGAGUUCUACCCAGGCUUCUCCGGCUUGAAGACGUCCGUGGCGGGCCUCGAUGUUGCGCUCGCGGGAGGCUGGGAGGCCCACUGUGGAUUCGUACACGGAGGCGGAUCUUUCGACAUGGCCUCGUUCGGCGUGGGCCUGGUCUCUGUCGUGAAGCUGGGUCGGGACUCUGGCGGACAUCUUUCUUUAACCGGCGUGAACUGCAACGCUCAAGUGGACCACGUCGACGUACGUUUCUACGGCGACAGGAGCUGGCUUUUCCGGCUUUUCGAGGAACGCUUCAAGGACCGCAUCAGAAGUCAAAUGGAGGCCACGAUUUGUCCCGCUGUGGAGGAACUCAUUGCAAACCUGGAGAAUCGCCUAGAGGACAUGAAAGUGAGCUUUCAGGUGAAUGAAGACCUCACUCUGGACCUGCCUCUCAUUGGCCUGCCCGAGGUUGAUGCUUCGAGUCUUCACCUUGGGCUCAAGGGGGAAUUUUACAGUAUCCAAAGUCCAGAGGAGCCCCCCUUUGAGGCCCGGCCUUUCGCCGUAGCUCAGCAGCCGGGUUACAUGCUGUCGGUGGGCUUGUCUGACUUCACCGUCAACUCGGCCUCCUUCAGUUACUUCGCAGCUGGUUUACUGCAGGCUUUCAUCAACGACAGCAUGAUACCUCCAGGGUCGCCUGUGCGCCUUAAUACAACCUCAAUGGCUCCCUUUAUUCCACAGCUCCCCGAGAUGUUUCCAGACUUGCCGAUGGCACUGCAGAUUUACGCCAGAGACGUUCCGGUGUUUUUCUUCCGCUCCGGUGCUGUCACGCUGAGCUCGCCGUGCGCGGCGAAGGCCUUCGUCAUCCGGCCCGACGCCACCCUCGCCCCGCUGUUUCAACUCCACGUGGACUCAAACUUCAGCGGCGAAGUGUGGGUCGCCGACGGACGGCUGAAAGGCUCCGUGUCAAUGGACAAUUUCACUCUGAGUCUGGCCACAACUGAGAUUGGACCCUUUAAGACCGACGCUUUGGAAAACGUGACGCAGACCCUCAUGGAGACGUCGGUCUUGCCGCAACUGAACGGGAAACUUGCCACGGGCUUUCCUUUGCCACGAACUGUACACGCACAGCUGGUCAACCCAUUUGUGAAAGUGGAAGAGGGAUUUGUAGCUUUCUGCUCAGAUGCCGAGCUGCUGAAGACACAAUUUGAAAUUGAGCACAAUCUUGGCUCAAUUUAUUCAACAUGAUUCACGUAUUAUGAUUUUCACGCCCAACCGCGGAUUAAAACGCUUUUGUUCCAUACGUCCGCACCUUGUGUAAUCAGACUGCCGAAAAUUGUGCAACAACUACAAUAAAAAACAUAUUCAACUACA
Messenger RNA from Phycodurus eques (leafy seadragon), 1731 nucleotides. It is a transcript of the gene bpifcl, whose product is annotated as BPI fold containing family C, like. The record is from RefSeq and is a predicted model, not a curated record. NCBI's taxonomy places the organism in Eukaryota, Metazoa, Chordata, Actinopteri, Syngnathiformes, Syngnathidae. The transcript is spliced from 15 exons. Gene Ontology annotation, molecular function: lipid binding. Bases 142 to 1605 code for a protein of 487 amino acids.